UGAUGAGGACAGCAACAGUAGCUCUGUUCACAGGUGCUGGCUGAUGCAUCUGCAGAUUCUUUUGUCUUUUUCUGACUACUCAUAAAACAUCUCGACUUGAACCAACCAGAAGUGAGCCCACCCAUUUUCUGCAACGUGUUUCUACACGUCUCUGCAGCUCCAAGCCUCUUGUUCUCAGCUUUCCCUUCGAAGUGACAGUCUUGGCCUCUGGAGGAUCGUUUCACACUGAAAUACUUUGUUUCUUCCCAAAAACUAAAAAAAAAAAACAAAUAAAAAAAUCUCAGAGGGAAUGGCAGAGCGGGGUCACUGCUCUGCGUUUGUAGUGGACACUCAUAUGAUACGACCUGCGGUGCCGCCGAGGCUGAAGAAAGGGGGCCAACGUAGCCUGAGCGCUGCUCAGACCCUCUUGUUCCUGCUGGUGGCCCUGGCGCUGUGUGGCAUGAUCAUCGAAGCCUGCUUCAUUUAUCGACUCUACCAAACUGAACAAAUCUCCUCAGCAACAAUCUCAAAACUCCUUGCAGAUGAAACUUCUCCCACAAGACCUCCUGGUGAAGAUCUUCCUCCAUCCAAACCAGUCGCACAUUUAACAGACGGCGCAGAUGUGGAGCAUCACAAACAUGUCAUGAGAUGGAGCAUGGUCGCAGAUCCAAUCCUUCACAAGAUGAAGUACGAAAACGGGACACUUAUCAUCCAGGAAGAGGGCUACUACUAUGUCUAUUCCAAGGUUUUCUUUUUCUUAAGCAGUGAAAGCUUUACUCAUGAAAUAAACGUAAAGACUGAAAGGUACACUGGAGGAUCCAUUCUCCUCUUGCAGUCCAGGAACAUUUCUCCAAGGUCUGGUAGAAUCCAAUCCAACAGUUUUCUGGGGGGAGUGUUUCACUUGUACAAAAAUGAUGCCGUUUACGUACAUACGAGCAACACAGCAAGAAUCGCACGGCACAAAUCGGUUGAGAACGUCUUYGGUGCAUAUAUGAUAUAAAUAUCACAUUGAUAUUUUCCUAUUAGUGUAAAAGGGAAGUGAGAGGAUGUGAUUGAGACGUGAUUUUGAGAAAACCUUAAAACUUUAGCUGGAAUGUUUUCUCGUGAGGAUGGGUAAGGUUAGUUAUUUAGACUUAGAAAAGCUUUUUAUGAGAAGCAGAUAUUACUUCAAAAAGACACUUAUAGUAAACGAUAGAGGUACUUCUUCUUCAUCAGAAAUCCAGACUACUAAUCCGACCUGAGGAAGCCACAAUAGAUAACAGCCAACGACAAGACACGGCUGUUUCAGAUUAUGUGUCACGGCAACGACAUGGAAUCAUGAGUCCCUUCUUUUUGCACAAUAAUUAACUCAACAUCUUGAGACAAUAACAUAAGAAUUAAUAAUAUGUAUGUCUGGUCUUAGUUUUUCUAAGCAAUUUGUUGACAAUGCAUGUCUGAACUUGUCCUCUCCUCUUAGACAMAUCAGAACUUUGCUCAGGGAUUUUUUUUUUGUUGUUAAAUGUGUAAAACAUCAAAGUGACAUGUGUGAAAUGCUCUCUGCACUUUGAACUUUGUGGUGGCUUUCUGUAUGCGAGURAAAACUUUUUAAAAUCAACAUCAAAUCAAAAUGAACAAAGUGACAGAUUUAGCUGUUUUUGAUGAUCUUUGUAUUAUUUCAAAUCAAUUUAUGCAGAAAUUUUAAAAAGACAAAGACUGGGAUUUUGUUUUUUUUUAUACUUUGACCAGUUAAACAUUAUUUAUUCUUUCCAGAUAAAACUGUAUUGUAAUUUUUUAAAAUAAUUUUGCUGUAUUUAUGCAAAACUGCACUGAAAUAAACUUGUAAUCACCUGAAAA
Molecule: messenger RNA, 1812 nt
Organism: Austrofundulus limnaeus
Lineage: Eukaryota; Metazoa; Chordata; Actinopteri; Cyprinodontiformes; Rivulidae
Gene: tnfsf14a
Product: TNF superfamily member 14
Exons: 4
Coding region: 290-979 (229 amino acids)
Biological process (GO): immune response
Cellular component (GO): membrane
Molecular function (GO): tumor necrosis factor receptor binding
Source: RefSeq, a predicted model, not a curated record